GACCAUGGGGGCGAAAGAGUAGCAUCUUCGGUGUACACGUGACACGUGGCCAUGUUUUGACAAUUCACUUUUAAUUGUUGCAUCUGGCAUCUGGUAUGGCAUCUUACAUGUCACCAGUGCAGGUGGUGGUCCUGCAGGGUGUGCAUUUUGUGGUCUUGAACCUGACAGCUCUACACAUUCAUAAUGUCAUUCCUUGAUGUCAAGGCCACUCAAAAGGGUAUCUUUUGCGGUUUGAUUCCCAAACGAGAUUUGCCAAACGCCAUGGCGGGAGAGUCUGAGUCACGCUUUUGAUGUUUUCUUCCUCUACUACAGUCUGGAGUGUCAUUAUCACGUCAAGAGUUGAGAUAUCCUCCUCAGUUUGCAGAGGGACCGUUAGUGGUUGUGCUAGAUACCCUUCCAUCUUGAGAAAACAAACUCGAAACACCAGAUUAGUCCAAGUUGUAUUCAAGACGUCCAAGUAUCAAAGUUUGGCAUCUAAAUACGUUGUGAAAGUGUGGUAGUCUUUGUAGCAAACCCAGAGAGCGAAAGGAAAGAGAAAAAUUGCGAAGCAUUACCACAACAUGGUAAAUGCGCGGCCUCGCAAUACAUACAUACAUUUUUUUGUUACAAGGACCCUUAAAGCCCAGGUUACUGCAGACACUACUAAGUACUUGCUAUGAUGUCACUUCUUCUUUGCUUCUUGGACAGAACCUGACACUCUUGAGAGAGAGAGAGAGAGAGAGAGAGAGAGAGAGAGAGAGAGAGAGAGAGAGAGAGACAGACAGACAGAGAGAGAGAGAGAGACAGAGAGAGAGAGAGAGACAGAGACAGAGAGACAGAGAGACAAUUGUAUGUUUGUAUGUUAGUUCCUUGCCAUAGGGAAUUUAUGUAUGUGGCCCUCCCCCACUCAAACUCUGACCUGAAGGUCCCAGAUGUUGCCAAUCUCUAACUGCACACUUUAACCAAUUGAGCCACAUACAUACAUACUUACAUACAUACAUCCAUACAUACAUGCAUACAUACCGUAUUUCUUCGAAUAAUGGCUGCGGCCUCUAUUUUUAAGUCUCUACUUCACACCAUGACACGUUGGUACUUGAAUGUCACGUUUCUUCUGUUGACGUAAGUGGACACUUUCAAAGGUGCCAACUGCGGCAGUUUUAGAUGUAAUUGCCACAACUAUCAUAUCAUCUACAAUAAAUACUCGUUAGACGAGUGUGCUUGGAUGAGUGGCAUGCAUGUGAAGUUCACAAAUGCGAGGUGCGAAUUAUGGAUGCUGUACAACUACAGUAGAUACUAUGAUAAAUAGUGUGCUAGGAUGAGAUUGAUGUGGAAGCAUCAAAAGCAUGUAAUGUGGACGUGGCCAGUAACUUUGCUGUUGUUGCGGCCUCAAUUCAGGGCGGCCUGUAUUUUUAACAUGUCUGUUCAGCUGCUGCCUAUAUUCAAGGGUGGCCUCUAUUCGAAGAAAUACGGUACAUACAUACAUACAUACAUACGUACAUAAACACUCAUGCGUCCUAUGUGCGUAUCAUACAGAUACCCUUUUCAUUUACAGUUUAAUAUAACUUUAUUAUCGUAAUCACGUAACUUUACGAUGACGUCAGAAGUCCACAUUUAUGACAUUUUGACCCCCCUCCCCCUGCUGGCAAAGCAGCUUACAGGCUUGUCUAGCCAGUUGAUUUUUUGUUAAAUAUUAACUAGUUGUACGGUAUCCGUAGGCGCCUCGCAUUCGUGAGUAACAUGUUCAACGGAGUUUUGAGGAGGUCUACUGAAACGUCGAGUCCUAGCUAGACAAUACGUAUUUGUUGAAACCCUAGCUGUCAUGGAAGUAAACAUGCAAACUUUCUAGUAGUUUAGAUUACGUUUAUAGGCCUAAUAUGGGUAGUUGUUGUUUUGGGAUCGUGAUCAAGACAAUUGAAAUGUACAGUCUAGGUAUGCACUCAGUUCUGUUGUAACCACAGUGGUAUGGUAUUUACUGACAGAAAUUGAUAUCAGCAAACAUUGAGUAUCUACCAACAGUGUUAGAUGCAGGACAGUGUAGUAAAGGAUUGAUUGUAUGGGACGUGUGAAUAGUUGACUGUAGGUGGCAUUCAACUCCUGAAGGUGUUUCUUGGUUGUCAAGUACACAUAAUCCGUAGCUACAAUACAAAGGGAUGGGGCGACGGAACUUCAUGAAGCAUUUUCUUUGUUGUUUGGUCACUUGCACGAAUCGUUCUUAGACUCAUCUGUAGUCGGACAUGGAAACGAUUCUUAAGGUAAGUCCUAUCAUGAAAUGUGGUCGUGGGGAGGAGAAAUUUGAGAUUUGUGUGUACACACACAUAUAUAUAUACCAAAAGCUCAAUGGAGAGUCAUAGGACCACGCCCAUUUCUGUUGUGUGACCCGGAUUAGAAGCCUCGCUACGCUCGGCAAUCACCAAAAAGUCCACCUAGAAGACCCCACUGCAAAUUUCAAAAGCAGAGUUCACCAUUUUACAUUUACAAAGCGUUACUUGCAUCAACAUUAUAUGAAGAGUCUACUGAACCAGGUAUGACGUUUGGAACGUCAAAAUUAGAUCAAACAUUUGAAUCUGGAUUUUGAAAAUACACCCUCAUGUCUUGAUCAACUGGCUGUAGCAGAGUGGAGGAGAUCGACACAAAUUAUUUGAUUUCUUUGGUAUAGUCAGCAUACUGCAAAUGUGCAGCAAUUAAUUAGCAGACAUAUUCUAUUGUAUGUAUGAGCACUGUGCAUGACCAAUUGGCUUUGCUAUGUUGUGCAGACAUAAAGACACAGGCAGACGUUUAAUUAUACCCUGCCUGCUAGUUCAAGGAUUUGUAACUUCUGUGGUUUGGAUAGCUGACAUUUGGUUUGAUGCUAUGGGCGCAUUUGAUUUGCAGUUCCAGCACUGAGACUGAGUGUGUGCCACUAUACUGUUGGAACUGACAGAAGCAGAACUAAAUCAAUGAAAAAUCUGCUUUGUGAACUGGAACUGCUAACAGAAGCAAUGCCAAUGCCUACUACGGCUAUCAGCUACCGAACCGAUAAAGUCACCAAUCCAUUGACUACCAGAGUGACUUCAUCUAACCGCACCUCUUGCUGACCUUGUGAUCAUACCAGGAUCAAACAGCACAAUAGAGCACACGAAACUAUCACUAUUACUCUCUGCAAAAUAGUGCACCAUCACACUUCCGAAAUUGUCAGUUUCGUUAGUUCUAGCAGUUUCAGCUCUUUGGACAGAACUGACCAGUUCAAACCAUUUCAGAACUAAAUCAAACAUGAGUUCUAGCAUUACUAGAACUGCCGGAACUGCAAAUCAAACACACCAUAUAACAUCAAUUCUAGAACUGUUGAUAAUAUAUUAUGUAGCUACAUUUUUUUAAAUGGCUUUUGGUAAGAAUGUAUCAAAUAUAAUCUUGAGGAUGCAUGCACUUUGGAGAUGCAGAUUGUAGCAUACUCUUUUAUAAGACUAAUGCAUGGCAAUGGCUAGUAAAUUGUUUGAGCCAUGUAACUUCAGCUGUCAUUAUUAUUGAAAUGUAGAAGCUACAUGCAGAUUGUUUCUGUAGUAGGUUGGGAUAAAAUUUAACUUUGUAUUUCAAUUGCAUGCAGCUUUCAGAAGAUACAAUUUUAGAAGAGAUCGAGAAACUAUGUAAUCCACAGCAGGAGGCAGGCUACUGGAUAAGAGAGCUAGACAUACAAGAGGCGAAUGGACAGAUAAAAUUAGUGGGACAGAAUGGAAAGAAGGGAGAGUGUCGGAGAGAAUGCCAUACCCUUACUAAGGCAUGUGAAGAAAGCAUAAAUGUGGUCGACACAGACCUAGCAGAAGCUCUGUACAGGGGAAAGCUGACAUUGUCACAACUGACCAACCAAGUUUGUCAUGAGCAGACAGACGCUUGCAAGAAGGUGACAAAGCACACAGCAAGGAAGUUUGAUGAGGCAUUUGUGGAAAUAUCUAAUAAGGAUUUGGAACUGGAAAAACUUAUGGAUAAAAUGAGUGGUAUGCCUGGAAUGCCAGGAAUGGAAAUGUACUCUCGAAACGACAUGGAACGAAUGCAAGAGGAGUUUGGAAACAUGAACUCAGUUGAGGAUGAAGAUUUAACGACAACAGCUGACACUUGGUACAGCAUGUUGUGGCAAAGGUUAGUUAAUGGAGUGACAUGGUUUACAGAACUUUUCUAUAAUCCUCCGGUGUCUGCAUCUGGUGGCAGUGAAGAACUUUAAAUAAACUGACUUACAUUGUCAUAGCUCUUCCAUUGCACAUGUCAUUGUGACAUGUUACAUUAUUCAUCUAGAGACCAAAAUCUAAGAAAUAUCACAAAGGAAGUGUUCUUUGUCCUUUUUGUCA
Molecule: messenger RNA, 4295 nt
Organism: Corticium candelabrum
Lineage: Eukaryota; Metazoa; Porifera; Homoscleromorpha; Homosclerophorida; Plakinidae
Exons: 2
Coding region: 3554-4171 (205 amino acids)
Source: RefSeq, a predicted model, not a curated record